CAAGGGAGAUAGGACCUGCGAGUCGCUCGCGCAUGUUUUCUGUUGGGUCGGUUGGACCAAAAAAAGUGCCGAGAAAACCCGGGAGAGAAGCCAAACGAAACAGAAAAUAACCGUAUGGUGGAAGCGUUCUUUUAACGGAAACUUGAGUCAGGUUCUAUCAGUAGAAAAACAUAUUUAUCUCCAGUCUUAGUUAUGUUUACUUGAAAAAGGAGCAGAGAGAAAGACCAGUUUACAAGCACAGAAACACCCAUCUCAGACAAAAGUUGAUGUUAUAAGGCUGACUGGAGUGAAAGCAGUGAGAGAAUUAUCUUGAUCUUUAUAAGGAUAUUUAUAGAUUUUCUGCAACCUCUUGAUCUUUUUCUGUGGUUACUUCAUAUCUGACUUAAAACUUGUGGUUCUUUCUAUCACAUGUAAAACCGCUUCAUAUCAAACAUCUGGAACAUUUUUAAACACACAUGCACUCAGAGAGAGGCCUGUCGCAGAGUUUCUUUCACAUGCCUGCUGGCAGACAACCGGUUCGCUUCAAUGGAGAAUUGCAGCUGCAAAAGAGCAAAUUGUAGAGGCCGCCGUUACCUCAGCAUCACCUGGGAGAUAGCCUAGCUCAGGUUAGCACCGCCCCGCUAGCUAGUCUGUGACCCCCCAUCCCUCUUCUCCCGCAUCCCCACACGAUACCCCCACUCCUUCCCUCCUCUACUUUUCCAAGAAAGUUGCCAUGGCAUCGGUACGGUUCACGGUGACGCCCACCAAGGCGGAGGACCUCCCGGGGCUGUCCGACACAUCGCCUGACAUCAGCUCCCGCUCCACUGCCCGCGUGCGCUUCGGCUCCAGAGAAAGCGUCAAUCGAAGUGACCCCCUCAGCGAGGGGUCAGGAGGCCUGACGACCACCGCUACAGCAGGAGGAGGGGCCGACACGCCGGACUACAGCAACGUGGAUCAAGGUGAUGGAAACUCCAAAAUCUCCAGUGUUUACAUCAACAACACUCACGGGGUGGAUGACGACGACUUCUACGACAGAAACUUGGCCUUAUUUGAGGAGGAGAUGGACACUCGGCCAAAAGUGUCCUCUCUGCUCAACCGCCUGGCAAAUUACACCAACCUGACGCAGGGUGCCAAGGAACACGAGGAGGCCGAGAGCAUCGGUGAGAAGAAGAAAACCAGCAAGUCGCCACAGAUGGGGACGUUUAUGGGCGUUUACCUGCCGUGCCUGCAGAACAUCUUCGGUGUGAUCUUGUUCCUGCGGUUGACGUGGGUGGUGGGAAGCGCCGGGGUGCUGCAGGGCCUCUGCAUUGUCUUCAUUUGCUGUUGCUGUACGAUGUUGACCGCGAUAUCGAUGAGUGCAAUCGCCACUAACGGAGUUGUACCAGCGGGAGGCUCUUACUUCAUGAUCAGUCGCUCUCUGGGUCCAGAGUUUGGGGGGGCGGUGGGCCUCUGUUUCUACCUGGGCACCACCUUCGCCGGAGCCAUGUACAUCCUGGGAGCCAUCGAGAUCCUCCUGAUGUACAUAGCGCCUGACGCAGCCAUCUUUAAAGCCAAGGGGCUUGAAGGUGAAGGGGCGGCCCUGUUGAACAACAUGCGCGUCUACGGCUCCAUCUGUCUCCUCCUGAUGUGCUUGCUGGUCUUUGUGGGCGUGAAGUACGUCAACAAACUGGCCUCCAUCUUCUUGGCCUGCGUCAUCGUCUCCAUCAUUUCCAUCUACAUCGGAGCGCUGGUGUCCGCCUUCAAACCGCCAAAUUUCCCGGUGUGCAUGCUAGGAAACAGAACUAUCAACGGACACGAUCUCAUGGACCACAAUUGUGCGAAAACCAUCCUGCUGUCUAUCAAAGAGCCAGUGGAGAGAGACAACAACUUCACGUUUACCAGCGAAAACGUCACAGUGGGCCCGACCCUCGACCCCGGCCAUGUCGCCGUUGUCGUGGAGAAGACCACGUAUAUCUGGAGCCAGUUUUGCCAGAGCGCAGAACUCAAUGCCUCCUGUGACGACUACUUCAUGAACAACAAUUUCACAAAAAUCGAAGGAAUCCCCGGUCUGGCCAGUGGGAUCAUUUCAGAGAACUUGUGGAGCUCCUACCUCAGCAAAGGGGACGUGGUGGAGAAAGCGUCCCUGAGCUCCUCUCACGCCGCACACCCGGCGUCCACUCAGCAGCCUUACGUGUUCGCUGACAUCACCACCUCCUUCACACUGCUGGUGGGCAUCUUCUUCCCCUCUGUCACAGGAAUCAUGGCCGGUUCUAACCGGUCGGGGGAUCUGAAAGACGCCCAGCGCUCCAUCCCCAUCGGAACCAUCCUCGCCAUCCUCACCACCUCCAUUGUUUACUUGUCCAGUGUUGUUUUGUUCGGAGCCUGCAUCGACGGCGUCGUCCUCAGAGACAAGUUUGGAGACUCAGUUAAAGGGAAUCUGGUGGUGGGGAUUCUGGCUUGGCCCACUCCCUGGGUCAUAGUGGUCGGCUCUUUCUUCUCAACAUGUGGCGCUGGCCUCCAGUCGCUGACCGGUGCUCCCCGACUCCUGCAGGCCAUCGCCAAGGACAACAUCAUCCCCUUCCUCCGGGUGUUUGGGCACGGGAAAGCUAACGGGGAGCCGACCUGGGCCCUGCUGCUGACGGCCCUGAUAGCCGAGCUGGGGAUUCUCAUCGCCUCUCUGGACCUGGUGGCUCCCAUCCUGACAAUGUUCUUCUUGAUGUGUUAUCUGUUUGUGAACCUGGCCUGUGCCCUUCAGACCCUCCUGAGGACGCCUAAUUGGAGGCCUCGCUUCUCCUACUACCACUGGACCUUGUCAUUUUUGGGGAUGACCAUCUGCCUGGCGCUCAUGUUCAUCUCCUCUUGGUACUACGCAAUCGUUGCUAUGGUGAUAGCAGGCAUGAUCUACAAGUACAUAGAGUACCACGGAGCCGAGAAAGAGUGGGGGGAUGGGAUCCGCGGUCUCUCGCUCAGUGCUGCCCGUUAUGCCCUCCUGAGGUUAGAGGAGGGACCACCUCACACCAAAAACUGGAGGCCACAGCUGUUGGUCUUACUAAAACUGGAUGAAGACGCCCACGUCAAGUCUCCUCGCCUGCUGACGUUCGCCAGCCAGCUGAAGGCGGGAAAGGGCCUGACCAUCGUUGGCACCGUUGUCUCCGGCAACUUCCUGCAAAGCUACGGAGAGGCUCUCGCUGCUGAACAGACUCUGAAGCACCUGAUGGAUAAGGAGCGCGUGAAAGGCUUCUGUCAGUGCAUCGUGGCGCAGAAGCCGCGCGAAGGUAUCAGCCACAUGAUCCAGUCCAGCGGUCUGGGAGGAAUGAAACCCAACACCGUGGUGAUGGGCUGGCCUCACGCCUGGAGGCAGAGCGAGGACCCGCAGUCCUGGAAGACCUUCAUCAACACAGUGCGGGUGACCACAGCAGCCCACCUGGCCCUUCUGGUGCCCAAAAACAUCUCUCUGUUCCCUAGCAACAGCGAGCCGUGCACAGAGGGCUACAUCGACGUCUGGUGGAUCGUCCACGACGGCGGGAUGCUGAUGCUGCUGCCCUUCCUGCUGCGUCAACACAAGGUGUGGCGCAAGUGCGGGAUGCGGAUCUUCACAGUGGCCCAGAUGGAGGAUAAUUCAAUCCAGAUGAAGAAAGAUCUGGCAACCUUCCUCUAUCACCUACGCAUCGAGGCUGAAGUGGAAGUAGUUGAGAUGCACGACAGCGAUAUCAGCGCGUACACCUAUGAAAGGACCCUGAUGAUGGAGCAGCGGUCUCAGAUGCUCAGACAGAUGCGACUGUCUAAGUCAGACCGAGACAGAGAGGGAAAUCCUGGUAGCAGCAGCAGUGAAAGUAGGCCAGAGGCAGGUGGAGCUACAAGGUCUCAGGCUCAGCUAGUGAAGGACCGGAACUCCAUGCUGCGCCUGACGAGCAUCGGCUCGGACGACGACGACGACACGGACGGCGGAGAGCGGGACAGGGUGGCGAGCAGCGGCGCCGGCAGCUCCGAGCACCACCGCCGCGUUCAGAUGACCUGGACCAAAGAGAAGACCUCGCAGUACCGGGCCACGCACUCCGGCUGCUCCACACCCGAAGGCUUCAGAGACAUGCUCAGCAUCAGGCCGGACCACUCCAACGUCAGGCGGAUGCACACCGCUGUCAAGCUUAAUGAGGUCAUUGUCAACAAAUCCCAUGAUGCCCGGGUGGUCCUGCUCAACAUGCCGGGACCCCCCAGGAACACAGAAGGAGACGAGAACUACAUGGAGUUCCUUGAGGUUCUAACAGAAGGAUUGGAGCGAGUCCUGUUGGUCAGAGGUGGAGGAAGUGAAGUCAUCACCAUCUACUCCUGAUUGGACAAAUGGAGGAAGCCAGCUUUUUAAAGAAAGCAGCCAAUCACGCAGAGGGGGGGGAGAGAUGGUGGGGCCUGUGAGC
Messenger RNA from Thunnus maccoyii (southern bluefin tuna), 4370 nucleotides. Its product is annotated as solute carrier family 12 member 6-like. The record is from RefSeq and is a predicted model, not a curated record. Gene Ontology annotation, molecular function: potassium:chloride symporter activity. NCBI's taxonomy places the organism in Eukaryota, Metazoa, Chordata, Actinopteri, Scombriformes, Scombridae. Gene Ontology annotation, cellular component: membrane. Gene Ontology annotation, biological process: chemical synaptic transmission; potassium ion import across plasma membrane; chloride ion homeostasis. Bases 713 to 4288 code for a protein of 1191 amino acids. The transcript has 27 exons.